Oppia nitens is the source of this 2900-nucleotide messenger RNA. RefSeq names its product cubilin-like. The transcript has 9 exons. Gene Ontology annotation, molecular function: serine-type endopeptidase activity. Bases 39 to 2780 code for a protein of 913 amino acids. Lineage: Eukaryota; Metazoa; Arthropoda; Arachnida; Sarcoptiformes; Oppiidae. The record is from RefSeq and is a predicted model, not a curated record.
AAUUUUAUAUUAAUGUGCACUCAUUUGUUUAGCUUAAAAUGAGUUUAAAUUUAAUUUAUAGAUUAUUGUCGACUAAAUUGUUUGUAUUAAAUUUAAUAAUAUUUGUCAAUCUAUGCAAAUGUCAAAACAUCACAACAACAUCACUAAGAAGUCAAAAUCAGAGACAUGUCUUUUAUGGCAAUCCAUACAAUUAUGGCCAAAGAGUUUCGGGAUGCGAUACAACGGUAACCAAAAUGGAGGGCUGGAUAUAUUCACCUAACUUUCCCUCUAAUUAUGAUAAUUAUCUUCAAUGUAUUUAUAAAAUUAUAAAAUACAGUGACGAUGUCUGCAGUAUUGAUCUGACAUUAAGUGAGUUCGAUGUCGAGGACACACCUGACUGCUCGGCUGACUACUUGGAUAUGGGAAAUGGUAGCACACGUAUGUGUGGCACAUACAUGACAGGCACUAAAAAAAUUUUAACUUUUGGUUCAAAUAAUAACGAAAUUAAGUUCACAUUUGUCACAAACCGAGAUAUUACUCGAAAAGGAUUUAUUGGCAAAAUUAGACAAAUGAGGAACAGUUGUCCACAUUAUCUAAUGAAUAAAACUACACAACCGAUUGUGCCAUACGUACCAAACGUAAUGCAUGUGUCAGAGUCAGUACCACAAGUAAUUCAUAGACAACCUGUUUAUUUGGGCUCUUAUUGUGAUAUCUACAUCGGGGAAGUCAUCGGUGAUCUUCGGUCUCCGGGAUUUCCUUAUGGAUAUCACAGCAAUCAAAGCUGUACUUACUCUAUAAGAAGGGCCGCCUCUGAUAUAUGUAAAGUUGAGCUAAUCUUCAAUCAGUUUGACAUCAAUGCUGGUGAUAGUCGCUGUGAUUCAGAUUACUUUGAAUUGCCAGAUAGGAACCGACUCUGUGGUAAAGUGCCGGUUCAGCAUAGGGUCUAUCCGUUUUCAUCGUCAAGUAAUUUCCAAAUAUUGAAGUUUGUAUCGGACAAUCAGCCCGAUAAAUACGUAACCGGUUUCUGGAUAGAAGUCAAACAAUUGAGAAACUCAUGCGAUCAGAAAACUUCGCAAAAUGUUAUCAAAUGUGACCAAACAAUCAGUGGCCAAAUAACGACUAUUCAUUCGUUAAAUUACCCGCAAUUCUAUGGUCCGUCACAACAGUGCGUCUAUUUGGUUGAACCAAUGGAUCAAAAUACCUGUGACUAUGAGAUAGAAUUACUUAAUUUUAAUAUCGAGUCGUCGAGAGAUUAUUUGGGGAACUGUCGCAAGGAUUUCCUUCAAUUCCCUGACGGCACCAGAAUUUGUGGCUUCUCUUCAACUAAAAGAACUUUUCGUUUUCCUAAAUUCCGGGACAGAAUUGGUAUGUUUUAUUUCAACAGCGAUGACAAUCAUGAGGAAAGGGGUUACGAGAUUAGAGUCAAUCAAAUAAUUAAUUCCUGUUCCCAUAAUUAUGACUAUGGCUUUACAAUAAAACCUCCAUAUAUGUCAUCUACUUCCGCACCAUACCUGACCACACAAUCACCUUACGCUUAUCCAAACACAUAUGCGGACAACAAUACAUUUUAUAAUUGCAAUAAAAUGAUAAAUUCUGAGAUAGAGGUAAUAUCGAGUCCCAAUUAUCCGCAAAAUUAUCCGACAGUUACCCGAUGUAUCUAUACAUUCGUCAAAUCAUCAUAUGUUUGUCAGAUGAAAAUAAAAAUAUUAGAUAUGGAUAUAGAAAACAGUAAAGACUGUCAUCACGAUUAUCUCCUCAUUGAGUCAUCGGGAGAAAGAUUUUGUGGACAAUUCUUUAAACCAGAAGAUAAAAUUAUAAAUUAUCCCAAGUAUUCAAGUGAAUUGAGACUUAUAUUCAACUCGGAUCGACAGCUAACUGGUCCAGGAUUUCAAUUAAGAGCCGAACAAAUCCCCAACUCAUGUACACAACCAGUAGUUGACAAGACUCCCGGUGUAUCCACCAUUAAUGAAGUGCCUAUCGAUCCAAUGGUCUUCCAGAGACGGAUCAGUAGACCCUUACCGGAUACAUCAAUAAAUAUGAUUACACCGUCACCGCAAAUCUGUUCCUCUUCAGCGGCCUAUGUGUCCACAUUUCAAAGUGACAAUUAUCCAAACGCUUACAAUCCAUUUACUAAUUGUGUUUAUAAGAUAUUCCGUUCCAGUCGUCGUGUGUGUCGUUUGGAGAUCAUAUUUGAUGACUUCGACGUUGGUAUUGAAGAUGUUAAUCACAAGAGUUGUGGCAAUGGUUAUGUAGAGAUCGAUAAUGUUAAAUAUUGUGGUCGUCGUAAAGGAGGACAAGUGAUUGUUGAAUUUGGUUCCGAUAAACAAGAAUAUAAUAUCAGAUUUCAUACGGAAUCAUCUGUACGUUACGGAGGCUUUCGAAUACAAGUGAGACAAAUAGAUGACAACUGUCCGCACAAUCACAUGCAACAAGAGUUUAUGCCCGGCUCUACCGAGUCGUGCGGUAAAAUGCAAUUCAGCGAAAGGUCACUACAAAUAUUGAGUCCACACUACGAGACCGGCAGUUAUCAGCCAUUCCUAGACUGUCAAUACUUGGUCCGCAAAUCAACAUCAAACAUAUGUGCACUUGAAGUCAAAUUUGAUGCUUUUUCUUUGGAAGAAUCCGCUAAUUGCUAUAAAGAUUAUCUUCAAAUUGGUUCCACCAAAUUAUGCGGCAAAUUGCCGUAUGCGGCAACCAAAACUUAUGAAUUCAAAGACGAGGAAAUUCCUAUCAAAUUUCAUACCGAUUCCAAUGUAAGCGAUGCUGGCUUUGUAAUUAUGGUCAAACAGGUUCAGUGUUAGUCAUUUAAGAAACUAUUUAUGAAAUAAAACACUAAUUUCAAAAUUGAAUCAAAUAUUUAUUAAAUUAAACUUUUAAUUAUAAUGUAAAAUGAUUUCAAUUUUAUUAAAAACAUUUUAUAA